Molecule: messenger RNA, 1694 nt
Organism: Plodia interpunctella (Indianmeal moth)
Lineage: Eukaryota; Metazoa; Arthropoda; Insecta; Lepidoptera; Pyralidae
Product: fatty acyl-CoA reductase 1-like
Exons: 14
Coding region: 25-1581 (518 amino acids)
Biological process (GO): long-chain fatty-acyl-CoA metabolic process
Cellular component (GO): peroxisome
Molecular function (GO): alcohol-forming very long-chain fatty acyl-CoA reductase (NADP+) activity
Source: RefSeq, a predicted model, not a curated record
UUUGUCAGUUGUUACACCGGCAUCAUGGCGGCCAGUUGUCAAAUGGGGAUCCCUGAGUUUUUCGCGGGAAAACAUAUAUUCGUCACCGGCGCCACAGGUUUUAUGGGGAAAGUGCUGGUGGAGCGCCUCCUGUGGACUUGUCCAGAGGUGGGUCGUGUCUACCUCCUGAUGAGAACCAAGAGGGACCAGGCGCCAGAACAGAGACUGAAGGAACUGAAGGCAUCACAGGCAUUCGAUAAUGUCCGACAAGGCAACCCAUCACAACUGGACAAACUAUACAUUGUAGCAGGAGACAUAAUGUUACCGGGGCUUGGCAUAUCCCAGGACAUGAUACAGGAGCUGCAAGAGGUGUCGGUGGUGUUCCACUCAGCAGCAACGGUGAAGUUCAACGAAGCCCUGAAGAUAGCCAUCGAACAGAACGUGCUGUCCGUCAUCCGGUUGCUGGAGAUCUGUGACAGACUGCCCAACAUGCAGGCAUUUAUCCACGUGUCGACAGCAUACAGCAAUCCAGAGUUAACCACGGUAGAAGAGAAGGUGUACCCGCCACCGGUUCCCCUUGAAUACCUGCUGGAUUUGGCUGCCAACGACAGUCCCCUGCUCAAUGACGUUGACAGAUUCAUAUCUCCAAAACCCAACACGUAUACGUUCACGAAAGCAAUGGCGGAGACAGCGGUGAUUCAACAUGGCUGCCGAAACUAUCCUAUAGCGAUCGUCAGACCUACUAUUGUGAUAUCUUCUCUGAAGCACCCGUUUCCUGGUUGGUUGGAGAACGCAAACGGAGCGAGCGGCGUAGUCAUUGGCACGUGUCGGGGAUUACUGCGUGUUUUCAGAUGUAGAUCUUCAGCGUUGGCCGACCUGCUUCCGGUAGACCUCGCCAUAGACACCUUGCUGGCUGCUGCUUGGGAGAUAGCUGGUGACAGCCCGGCAGCCCCGCGAGUGUACAACUGCUCAGCGUCGGAGCGGCCGACGUCGUGGGGCGACAUGCGGCGCGCGCUGCUGGCGCACGCGCGCGCGCAGCCGCCCCGCGCCGCGCUCUGGUACCCCGCGCUGCACACCGCGCAGAACGGGUUUGUAUACAAGGUUCUGGAAAUUAUAUUGCAGACGGCACCUUUAUGUAUAGCAGAAAUUUUAACACGAAUAAUUGGAUAUAAGAAACGCCUAAACCUAAUUCGCGUGAGCAAACAAAUGCAGAACAUGCAAAACGUGAUGAAGUACUUCGCCCUCCGAGAAUGGAGGUUUCACACCGACAAUGUCAGGAAUCUGAGAGAAAGGCUGUGUGAAGCUGACAGAAGGAUAUAUAAUUUGGACCCUAACACUAUCGAUUGGGACGAGCAUUACGGUAACUUUGUGAAGGGUGUGCGGCUGUACAUCCUGAAGGAGAGCGAGCAGGACCAGCCGGCCGCUAAACGACGUCUGAAAAAAUUGUACUACUUACAUUACGGCCUCGCAAUCUUCCUGCCAGUGCUCGUCUUUCAAGCUUUCAUCAGAAGGAAACACAGAGAGAGCUUUCUCAAAGCUAUUUACAUCGUAUUGUCCGUGUUCAAAGCACUUUGCACAAGGACAACUCUUAAUAUUGUUUAAUGAAAAUCUGUAUAUUUUUUAUUAUUAUGAAAAUGACUAAAGAGAAGAACUGAGAAAAUACAAAUAUUGGAAGAAAUACCGCUGUGUGUGAGAACAUUUCAUUUUCAAAACUU